Dibothriocephalus latus is the source of this 493-nucleotide messenger RNA. The record is from the annotation of a GenBank genome assembly. NCBI's taxonomy places the organism in Eukaryota, Metazoa, Platyhelminthes, Cestoda, Diphyllobothriidea, Diphyllobothriidae.
ACAAUCAGCUCGCAUCCAAGAUCUGGUUCGCCAAAAGCUCGUUGAAGAAAUACAAAAAAGAAACGAGAUGCUGGAUAGAGUAGAUUCGGAAAUUCAAGAGGAUGAGCCUCCUCCGAAACCUCGUCCAAAGCAAGGUCAUCGAAAAAAACCUACCGGCAAAACUCCUCAGGUUAAGAGCAGUCGACGGUCAAGCAAAAAACACUCGCCUGAUCCCGGAGAUCUUCUGAAGGAACCGUCCAAUCAAGUCCUAUCCUCAGACUGGCAACGCCACCUGGUUGAAUGCGGAUACACUGAUGAGGACCCAUCAAAGCUCUGUCGUGGCCGUUUUGUUUUGCUGUUCAGAUUUAUGAUUUGCUGUGAUCGAUGCGAUGAAUGGUAUCAUGGCGACUGUGUCGGGGUUGAUCCACAACAAGGUGCUCAAAUGGAGGAGUUCGUUUGCUCUGGCUGCCGUCGAGUAGACUCUUCUCCUUCUUCAACUACUGUGCCUGCAGCA